This is a messenger RNA of Saitoella complicata NRRL Y-17804, 644 nucleotides long. RefSeq lists its product as uncharacterized. Gene Ontology annotation, cellular component: mitochondrial large ribosomal subunit. The transcript is spliced from 2 exons. The coding region runs from base 40 to 462 and encodes 140 amino acids. The record is from RefSeq and is a predicted model, not a curated record. Gene Ontology annotation, biological process: mitochondrial translation. Lineage: Eukaryota; Fungi; Ascomycota; Saitoellomycetes; Saitoellales; Saitoellaceae. Gene Ontology annotation, molecular function: structural constituent of ribosome.
CCAGGCAAGUCGAUAUAUGAACAAGAAAAGUCCGUCAAAAUGCCCGUACAAGCUCUCAAGAAGGUCGCAACCUCUCAAAAUGGUGUCGGAUCAUACAUCCUUCAGCUACGAAAACUCGAUUUCGGAUACUGCGACUGGGCCGGUGCCUCCAGAGGCAUGAACGAAUUCCUCCUCCGCAACCUCAAACAAUUCGCCGCCGAUCACCCCUCCGUCGAAAUCACCGUCACACCACGACCUGCCCACCACCCAAUCAUCCGCGGCACAUACAUCAACGGCAGGGAAAAGGUGAUUUGUGUACGGAACGGGACGCCGAGUGAGAUUUUGGAGAAGUGCAAGUUGUUGAGGGAUCAAAGUGGAGUGAAGUUGAAGAAGAUUAAGGCGAGGAACGUGGUGCAGAGUACGAAUUCCAGUGUUAGAGGUAUUUGGUCGCCGUUCCAUGCUGGGAAGUUGCACCAGAUUUAGGAGGGUGCGGGUGCGAAGAUGGAGAUGGAGGAGACAGUGAUCGAAAGAUCAGAGUGCUGCUUGGAGUUUGAAUGAUACAAUAGCACGCGUCAGAUGAAUGUCAAGAAUCGACAUAUGCAUACGCAGAACGCAGUACGCAAGGUGAAACGGGGGGCACGCCCAUAGUAUAUCAGAGCAAGGGU